AGGAAGUAGUGCGUGGCGGAAGCACGGAGCGCUGUGGGAGCGGAGGUGAUGCGGCAGUUCGCAGGUCGCUCAGCUGAUGAAGGUAAAGCUGCUGCUGCUGCACUGUCUAACAGCUACUACAACACUGGAACAAAUAGGCUGCUGGUUGGGGCAUUUGCACACGGCUGUGAAUGGUAGUGUCUAGAAAGGGUAUGUCCCUUCAGGAGAGAGGUGCCAAUGUCCAACCGGCCUAAUUCCAAUCCAGGGGGGUCACUGCGCCGUUCACAGAGGAACACAGCCGCGGCCCAGCCAAUAGACCACACACUUGCAGGAAGGUUGCAGCCAGAGCAAGUAAACCAAAAAGCAAAUUUCCCACCUGAAAGUAGAAGAUCUAAUUCUAAGGCUUCCAAAGCCCCACCCAGCUCUGCCGUCGGCUCCGCCCGCGGCCACGCUUCUCGAAGGAACAGCCUCUCUUUAUCCGUGGGUUCACACUCGAUUCCAGAUCCAGACUUGGAAGCAGCAGGGACUUCAAGCCAGCAGGGGAGACGGGAGGGCAGCAGUACCCGUGCUCUCAAACGCAGCUCCGCUUUAGAGCCCAACAUCACCUUUUCGCCCAGCCCACCCAAGCGGCCCAAAGCGGUGUCCAGCCACCUUUUGGAGAGUUCAUCCAGUGGGCCAUCGGCCCCCACAACCUCACCUGAAGUUACAGAGCCGAGGAAGGCUCCAGCGUCUGUCAGCACCAAGUCCAAAAAGAGACGGUUAGCAGCCGAGCCGGCUCCCGCCAGAGCCCUGAGCAAGAAGAGCACGUCCUAUCCAGGCCCUAGUGGGGCCUCGAUCCCCCCCUCUCAAAAGCGCAAGAAGGCAGGCGCCUCUUCAUUGUCGUCCUCCUCUCCUUCCUCCCUCCCCAGCUCUAGCAGUGCGGCAGGCCCCCUGCCACCCCGCAGCGAGGCCAGCCGGGCAGCCAAACCCACCAAGCUGGCGUCCAAAUCGGCCGCCUCAGCCAAAGCUGGGUGUAGCACCGUGACUGACUCCUCUUCCUCUGCCUCUUCCUCGUCCUCCUCAUCCUCUUCCUCCUCGGCUGCCACAGGCGCCAACAGCUGUGCCCCUCAGGGUGCCCGACUAAAGCAGGGCAAGGACCAGAGCAAAGCGCGGCGGUCACGCUCCGCAUCCUCCCCAUCUCCCCGAAGGAGCAGCCGGGAUAAAGAGCAGAGCAAGGCUGCUGGCUCCUCCAAGUUUGACUGGACAUCCCGCUUCAACUCCAAAGUCAACCUGCCAAAGCCCAAACUGUCCCUGCCGGCAUCGGCCAAGGCUGAGACCUCCUCCAAGCCUGGGCCCUCCGGACUGCAGGCCAAACUAGCAAGUUUGAGGAAGUCUACUAAGAAGCGUAGUGAGUCUCCCCCAGCAGAGCUCCCCAGCUGUCGGAGGAGCACACGUCAGAAGACCACGGGCUCUUGUGCCAGCACCAGUCGGCGAGGCUCAGGCCUGGGCAAGCGUGGGGCAGCCGAAUCUCGCCGACAGGAUAAAAUGGCCGACUCCGACAACAAUCAGGAUGGGGCCAAUUCAUCGGCCGCGCGCACAGAGGAGACACCACAAGGGGCGUCAGCGUCUAGCUCAGUGGCUGGAGCUGUUGGCAUGACCACCUCUGGAGAGAGUGAAUCAGAUGACUCUGAAAUGGGAAGACUGCAAGCUCUACUGGAGGCCAGGGGUCUUCCUCCUCACCUGUUUGGCCCAUUUGGACCCCGUAUGUCUCAGCUGUUUCAUAGGACCAUCGGGAGUGGAGCUAGCUCAAAGGCACAGCAGCUGCUGCAGGGGCUUCAGGCUACAGGAGACGAAUCCCAGCAGCUCCAGGCUGCUAUAGAGAUGUGCCAGCUGCUAGUGAUGGGUAAUGAGGAGACACUGGGAGGAUUCCCCGUCAAGAGCGUCGUACCUGCCCUGGUGAGAGGGCACUUGGAGGUGCGGCGAGAGGACGCACGAGCUCAGCUGAUGAAAGAGGACCCUGAGCUGGCCAAGUGCUUCAUAAAGACUCUGUUUGGGGUUCUGUAUGAGGUGUACAGCUCCUCAGCCGGGCCUGCCGUCAGACACAAGUGCCUUAGAGCCAUCCUCCGGAUCAUCUACUUCGCAGAUGCAGAGCUGCUUAAAGACGUACUGCGCAACCAUGCUGUGUCUAGCCACAUAGCUUCCAUGCUGUCCAGUCAGGACCUGAAGAUUGUAGUCGGCUCUCUGCAGAUGGCUGAGAUCCUCAUGCAGAAGCUUCCAGAUGUUUUCAGUGUUUAUUUCAGGCGGGAAGGUGUAAUGCACCAGGUAAAGAAUCUAUCUGAAUCUGAGGUGUUCCUCAUCAGUCCUCCGAAAGCGUGCACCAGCGGCACAGCUAGUCUUUGCACCACCACCAUCACCACGGCAACCACUACAGCUGCCUCUAAUGUCACACCCGACUUAGGCUCGCCCAGUUUCCAGCACAGCAUGGAUGACUCACUGGACCUCAGUCCACAGGGUAGGUUGAGUGAUGUUCUCAAAAGAAAGCGCCUUCCUAAAAGAGGACCAAGGCGUCCAAAGUACUCCCCACCCAGAGACGAUGACAAAGUGGAUAAUCAGGCUAAGAGUCCAACAACCACACAGUCCCCCAAGUCCUCUUUCCUAGCCAGUUUAAAUCCCAAGACCUGGGGUAAGCUGGGGACUCAGACAAACAGUGCCAACUCAGAGCCCUCACGCACUGCAGGGGUCAGUGGUCUGGCACGAGUGCCGCCCAAGGACUCGGUUUCAAACAACAGGGAUAAGAUAAAGGCUUGGAUAAAGGAGCAAGCCAGCAAAUUUGUGGAGCGUUACUUUAAUUCUGAGAGUGUGGAUGGAAGCAACCCUGCACUGAACGUCCUCCAAAGACUCUGCACUGCCACAGAACAGCUGAACUUGCAGGUGGACAGUGGUGUAGAGUGUCUAGAGGAGAUAAGCAGUAUUGUAUCUGAAUCAGACGUGUCCUCCUUUGAGAUCCAGCACAGUGGGCUUGUGAAGCAGCUGUUGUUGUAUCUGACAUCAAACAGUGAACGGGACACUAUCAGUAGAGACGAGAGAAUCAAGAGGUUCCUGCAUGUUUUCUUCGGCUGCCCGAUACCAGGGCAGGAACCUCUGGGGCGUUUGGACCUAACAGAGAAUGGCCCACUGCUGGCAUUGGUGCACAAGAUGAACAACUGCCUUAGUCAGAUGGAACAGUUUCCUGUUAAAGUGCAUGAUUUUCCCAGUGGGAACGGCAACGGAAGCAGGGGUUCACAAGCCCUCAAGUUCUUUAACACACAUCAGCUGAAGUGCCAGCUGCAGAGACAUCCAGACUGCACCAAUGUAAAGCAGUGGAAGGGCGGGCCGGUCAAAAUUGACCCCUUGGCCCUAGUACAGGCUAUUGAGAGAUACCUUGUGGUUAGAGGGUAUGGAAGGAUCAGGGAGGAGGAUGAAGACAGUGAUGAUGAUGGUUCUGAUGAUGAGAUUGAUGAAUCUUUGGCUGCCCAGUUCUUGAAUUCUGGGAGUGUACGUCACAGACUACAGUUCUAUAUAGGAGAGCACCUGCUGCCGUACAACAUGACUGUUUAUCAGGCCGUCAGGCAGUUCAGCUUACAGGCCGAGGAGGAGCGAGAGAGCACAGAUGAUGAAGCAAAUCCUCUGGGGCGGGCUGGCAUCUGGACCAAAACACACACUAUAUGGUAUAAGCCAGUCAGAGAGGAUGAAGAGGGCUGUAAAGACGCUGUUGGAGGGAAGAGGGGUCGUGCACAGACGGCUCCCACUAAAACCUCCCCUCGAAAUGCCAAGAAACAGGAUGAACUGUGGCAUGAGGGUGUGUGUCCCAGUGUGACAAACCUAUUAGAGUCAUACCUCAUUAGUGAUCCUCCAGAGGGCAUCACUUUUGAUGACCCUUCAAUGGAGGUGAUUCUGCUGCUGAGGGUCCUGCACUCCAUCAGUAGAUACUGGUUCUACCUGUACGAUAAUGCUGCAUGUAAGGAGAUCAUUCCCAUUGGUGAAUUUAUUAACAGUAAACUGACAGCAAAGGCCAACAGACAGUUGCAGGAUCCGCUGGUCAUCAUGACAGGGAACAUUCCCACCUGGCUCACUGAGCUCGGCAAAACCUGUCCAUUCUUCUUCCCGUUUGACACACGGCAGAUGCUCUUCUACGUGACUGCGUUUGACCGCGAUCGUGCCAUGCAGCGUCUGCUCGACACCAACCCAGAGAUUAACCAGUCCGACUCACAAGACAGCCGUGUUGCUCCACGCCUUGAUAGGAAGAAGAGAACGAUAAACCGUGAUGAGCUCCUAAAGCAAGCAGAGUCAGUAAUGCAAGAUCUCGGGAGUUCUAGAGCCAUGCUGGAAAUUCAAUAUGAGAACGAGGUGGGAACAGGUCUCGGCCCUACGCAAGAGUUCUAUGCUCUGGUGUCUCAGGAGUUGCAGAGGGCCGAUUUGGGUCUUUGGAGAGGAGAGGAAGUCUCUCUUUCCAACCCUAAAGGGAGUCAGGAGGGUACCAAGUAUAUGUUUAGUUCCAGAGGGUUGUUUGCUGUUCCGUUUGGACGAACUACCAAACCAGCUCACAUCGCCAAGAUCAAAAUGAAGUUCCGUUUUCUUGGGAAACUCAUGGCUAAAGCGAUCAUGGACUUCAGAUUGUUGGACUUGCCUCUAGGUUUGCCAUUCUAUAAGUGGAUGCUGAGGCAUGAAUCCUCCAUCAGCUCUCAUGAUCUGGUCAACAUUGAUCCUGGCGUUGCCAAAUCCAUCCAGCACCUGGAGGACAUCAUCCGCCAGAAGAAGAGAAUAGAGCAGGACAGAUCACAUACACGGGAGACCCUACUGCAGGCCUUGGAGAGUCUCAACAUGAAUGGCUGCUCGGUGGAAGAUCUGGGCCUGGACUUCACUCUGCCUGGAUUCCCAAACAUAGAGUUGAAGAAAGGGGGCAAAGACGUGCCAGUCACCAUUCACAACCUGGAGGAAUACCUCAGAUUGGUGGUCUACUGGACGCUCAAUGAAGGCGUGUCUCGGCAGUUUGAGUCGUUUAGGGAAGGAUUUGAGUCUGUCUUCCCUCUGCAACAUCUGCAGUGCUUCUAUCCUGAAGAGCUGGAUCAGUUGUUAUGUGGCAGUAAGUCAGAGUCCUGGGAUGUGAAGACACUAAUGGAGUGCUGCAGACCGGACCACGGCUACACACAUGACAGCCGUGCAGUGCGGUUCUUGUUUGAGGUGCUGAGCAGUUUUGAUGCAGAGCAGCAGAGACUUUUCCUGCAGUUUGUCACAGGCAGCCCCAGACUUCCUGUCGGAGGAUUCCGGAGUUUAAACCCUCCCCUCACUAUCGUUCGGAAGACGUUCGAGUUGACGGAGAACCCGGACGACUUCCUUCCGUCGGUGAUGACGUGUGUGAACUACCUGAAACUGCCGGAUUACUCCAGCAUCGAGAUCAUGCGCGAGAAACUGUUGAUUGCUGCGCGCGAGGGCCAGCAGUCUUUCCAUCUGUCUUGAUCUCACCUCCUGCACCCUCUCACUCAAAAUGGCCUUCAAUCAACUCACUGCAGAACCACACAAAUCGUGACUUCUUCCUCUUUUGUUUUUUCCCCCUGCCCUUUUUCUUUUCUUUUUGAAAACACCCCCAUUGAGGCAAAAUAUGUACAGCCUACUUGUUUAAAGAAAAGCAGCUUGCAGAAACUAAACGAUAGAACAUAAGAGACUUCCUUUUGACUCCUAACCAGGAGGAAAGGGUAUUAUGCGACUCAUCAGAUUAAAAAAUAAAAGACCGAGAGAGAGAGAGAGAAAACAUUUAAAAAAGAAACACUUCGGAGCAGAUUAUAAAAAUAUAUCAGUAGUUGAGAGAUGUUCAAGCCGAAAAAAAGAGGAGUAAACCUGGGUGACAUUUGUGACAUGAUGCAUCAAGAAAAAAAGGGAUGUUUUUUGUUGUUUUGUUUUUCUCUCCUGGUGAAUGACAUCUUCACUGUGUGUUCCUGUUGGGGAGGGGGCAUCCAUCAACCCGGCGAGGGUUCCUAUAGCUCCAAAGAUCAUUUGUACAGACAAACAUUUGCAGAUUUUGCUUAUACGACACAUUUGAUAGAAUAGCUGUGUGCUCUCCUGCCCAGUUUCCCCUCUGUUCUGUAUUAAACCCCCGAAAGUCUUGUUACGUUUUGGUUCCACUUUAAUUUCUCUCUCUCCUCUUGUCACUUUCUUCCUUUUUAUUUGAGAGAAUUUUGAAUGUGUAAGAGAGUUCCAGUUGGUUGAAUGCGGGUGGUGUUGGAAGUGUAGUAUCUUUAUUAUAUAUUAUUAUUAUUUGUUUUUGUUUUUUUUUAACCCAAGUUGAAAUAGUUUUCUGGCCGACAUUUCUCAUAAAGUGUCAGCUCCGUGUUAAAAAAAGAUGUAUCCAUUGUGUUGGAUGAAUAGACUCCUAUAUGGUUAUAGUAGUGUGCCUCUGCUGGACUUUUGGGGACUUAAGGUCUUAAUGAUGGGCCUGCUGAAGUUGCUUGGCUGGUGAAGCCAGGCUUUAAUCCCAUAAUGUAGCUGAGCACAAGAAAUUCAUUUAAAAGAAUUGGCUGGUCUUAUUUUAUGGUUUCAUGGCCAGAUAGCAUUUCAAAAAAAUAAUUAAAAAAAGUUCAUUAAAUAAAAUAAAGUUUAUAUGCAGUUUUCACACCCGGUUUGAGGUGGGACCGUCUACCUUUUUGUCUUUUUUUUUUUUCUCUAUUGUUUCUUUAAUUUUUUUUCCCCCUCUUGCUGUAGUUUAUUUUUGCACUGCUGGCUUGGAACAAACCGUGGUGUGCACUGCAGUCUGUGGCCAGGAGGAGGUGCUGCUGUGCGCCCUCCUGUCCUCAUUGUUCAUGUGCUGGUUUCUAAGAUCUGCAAUAAUUUACUGCAUCAGGUUCAUGUUUUUACCUGAACAUAAAUAAAGUAAUUGUUUGAC
Sinocyclocheilus grahami is the source of this 6874-nucleotide messenger RNA. Its product is annotated as E3 ubiquitin-protein ligase TRIP12. Gene Ontology annotation, cellular component: nuclear speck. Bases 217 to 5454 code for a protein of 1745 amino acids. The record is from RefSeq and is a predicted model, not a curated record. Lineage: Eukaryota; Metazoa; Chordata; Actinopteri; Cypriniformes; Cyprinidae. The transcript has 34 exons. Gene Ontology annotation, biological process: proteasome-mediated ubiquitin-dependent protein catabolic process; DNA damage response; protein polyubiquitination. Gene Ontology annotation, molecular function: ubiquitin protein ligase activity.